This is a messenger RNA of Prunus mume (Japanese apricot), 509 nucleotides long. The record is from RefSeq and is a predicted model, not a curated record. NCBI's taxonomy places the organism in Eukaryota, Viridiplantae, Streptophyta, Magnoliopsida, Rosales, Rosaceae.
CUUCUUUUUUUUUGGAACAUAAAUUUUGGUAUAUAAAUCAGAGACUAGACCAUCAUUUCAUUUCAUAUCUAAUCAUAGGCUUCAAGUUUAUCUAUCUUCUUCACACUCACUGAGCAGAUGAAUAUGAAGACUUGGUCUAGAGUUCUAGCUGCUCUGGCUCUUGCUCUUUCCAUGGUGCUCUCAACAUGGCCUGAUAUUGCAACAGCACAAGCUCGUCCAUUAACUUCUGCUUCUGCAUCGAAAAAAGCAGCUUCUGCAUCUUCAUCACAAGGUCUUGAAGAUUUGGAGGCAAAGAAGAAGAACCCGUAUAAGCAAGUUGGCUCAAGCUUUAGAAGAAUACCACCAAGCACUUCAAAUCCCACACAGAACAAGUCCAAUCCUCCAUAAGGUGGCUGAAAGUGGAAGUACAGAACAAUAAGGGUAUCUAGCUAGCUAGCUUUCUCUCUCAUUCAUUUUUAGACCACUUGUAAUGCAACUGCAGUUUUGCUACCUAGCUAAGGUUUUGUUAG